Molecule: messenger RNA, 684 nt
Organism: Angiostrongylus costaricensis
Lineage: Eukaryota; Metazoa; Nematoda; Chromadorea; Rhabditida; Metastrongylidae
Source: the annotation of a GenBank genome assembly
AUGCCGUGCGAUAUCAGCAGAUAUGUAGACUGGGUGCUCCUAGGAGAUUGCUGGACCCGUGUUUCUGUCAUAGGUCCGAAUCCUUCGAUGGAAGUCUUUCGUGAGAUAAGAGACAUCAGUGUAGUUAUUUUGAUCUUACCUGGGAUUCCUGGUAGUGAUGGAUUCUGUGUUGAUUUUGGCCAAAAGCUAUUGAGGUGUCUGCUAUUGAGAGAUGAACAUGCCGCUUUUCCUAAACACCGGUUUAAACUCGACGAUCAAGUGCAACACCAACUAGACUUCGUACGGGAACACUUGCCUAGGACUCAGAAGGUACACGUUCUCGGACACAGCAUAGGCCGAUUUAUUGCAUUUGGAAGGUCACUUCCAUGUAUGAAGGACGACUUCAACGUGAAGAAGGCUAUAGGGCUGUUUCCCAUUGUUGAGAAAAUGGCUGAAUCUCCGAAUAACGUGCGCCUUAAACAAGUUCUAGCAGUGAUGUCGAUUACGCAACUGGUUAAAACAUUUGAAUACUAUGUCGGUAAGAAAGAAUUUCGUAGUUUAAAAACGAUAGCUACUCUAGUGGCUUGGAAAAGUUCAUCUGGUCUGCAAACGAUAGAGACGGUGGAUGAUCCACGAAAAGCAAGAGGGCCAGCACUACUGACUGAAGGUGCUGAAGUUGGGAUGGUCACUCACAAUAUCCGCUGA